Oncorhynchus keta (chum salmon) is the source of this 3278-nucleotide messenger RNA. RefSeq names its product protein LSM14 homolog A-like. NCBI's taxonomy places the organism in Eukaryota, Metazoa, Chordata, Actinopteri, Salmoniformes, Salmonidae. The coding region runs from base 70 to 1527 and encodes 485 amino acids. The record is from RefSeq and is a predicted model, not a curated record. Gene Ontology annotation, cellular component: P-body. The transcript is spliced from 10 exons. Gene Ontology annotation, biological process: P-body assembly; cytoplasmic stress granule assembly. Gene Ontology annotation, molecular function: mRNA binding.
AAAGGGCUAGCCACAUACAUGCUUCAAAGAAACGCUCAGUGAGGGAUCUAGUUGGAUUUUGAAGCCAUCAUGAGUGGAGGAACCCCUUAUAUCGGGAGCAAAAUCAGCCUAAUUUCUAAGGCCGAGAUUCGUUACGAAGGGAUUCUCUACACUAUUGACAUUGAGAAUUCGACUGCCGCACUUGCAAAAGUUCGGUCUUUUGGCACUGAGGAUCGGCCCACUGAUAGGCCCAUCCCGCCCCGAGAUGAGAUCUUUGAGUACAUAAUCUUCAGAGGCAGUGACAUCAAGGACCUGACUGUGUGUGAGCCGCCAAAGCCAACAUGCUCUUUCCCGCAGGACCCUGCCAUCGUCCAGUCCUCUGUGUGCUCAGCCCCUCCACCUGCUCCUGCUGCCACUUCAGUUCCAUUCCAGUCGGUGGGCUCCAGCGGCCUGUUCAACCGAGCUCCCGUGCCCCUGUACAGCCAGUGUAACACCAGCCCCCUGGUGUCCAUGCAGUUUGGCACUGUUGGUGACUGUAAGAGCCACAGCAACACAAAGCCUGGAUAUGGACGAUCAGUGCCGCCCUCCUCCUUUGGGAGCGACACAAGCUCUGCUGCAACCCAGUCCCAGAGCAGUGCUAUUGGCGCUGCUCUCCCCACUGAUUCACACUCUCUGGGUACCGCUACUGUCCUUGUAUCUAAAGGCCAUACCAGCCCCUCCCUGGACCCCCUGAGGAAGAGCCCCACAGUAGAACAGGCAGCCCCGUCGGCCCCCUACGCUCCGACUCCCAGCUUGGGCCGUAGGAGUACUGCUCCAGGCCAAACGACCCCCUCUGCUCCAGCUGCCGGCCAUGCCCAGCAGCAGCACCAUCACCAGGUUGGCGGCCCCCCACCUCAGAGGCGUGGUCAUGGGGGAAGACAACGCGGCAGGAGCCGCUUCAACGUGCGCCUAGACGGACCCAUGAAGGACUUCGACUUUGAGAGUGCCAACGCCCAGUUCGACAAGGAAGAAAUUGACAGGGAGUUCCAGAGCAAGCUCAAACUAAAAGAUGAGACAGAGAAGGCAGCAGUGAACGUGGAGGAUAAGGUCAACUCCAGUGUGGAGACUCAGAACGGCAAGGGCAACGCUGAUGAAGGGCUGGAGGCACUAACACUAAAAGUUUACUACGACAAGACCAAGUCUUUCUUCGACAAAGUCUCCUGUGAUUACAACAGGAAAGCUGCAGAAAAACCUGGAGGAAGCUCUGGUUUCCCACUGCAGCGGAGGCAGACCUGGGCUGAGGAGCGGCGUAUCAACUCUGAGACGUUCGGCAUCCCCCUGCGCGGGGGUCAGGCCCGUGGGGGCUACCGCGGGCGUGGUGGUAUGGGCUUCCGCAGGGGUCGCUCCGCCAGCAGAGGGUCCUUCGGUCCCCCCCGCGGAGGCCACGGCUACAGGGGAGGAUACAAUCCAGCAAGCCAGGGAGGAUUGGAGUUUUCAGAGAACUUUGAGGACAGGGAUACCCGUGGCUGCACGGAGGACAGAUCCAGAGGGGCGACGCCUCAUCUUUAGAAAUAGUUUGUUUUAUACUUUUGACUAAAAGAUUGUAUAUUUGUCAACAUCACUGGGGUAGACUGCAUGAAUGCCACUUUUCCAUAUCUUUUAAUAAUGGAAAUGAUGCAAUCCAUCGAUCUCUUCAAAACAAUUUCCAGGUGGCUAAAUUGUGUAUAAAAAUAUGAGGGAUGUCCUUUUCAGCAAUGAGUUACUUCUUUUCUUGUAACAGGUAUUUGAUUAUAUUCUGUUAGGUGUAGAAGGCUGAAUGACUGAGGAUCGCUGACAUAGCUUCAUUUUUUGGGGGUAACCUGUAAUGUACCAAAUUAGCCAGUGGGGUCUGUCACAGCUUUCUGUGUAUUUUUCAACCACACAAAAACUGUACCUGUACCUAGUCUGCUAGCUAUCCAUCUAUCCCACUUCUCCAAGCUAUCCAUGUCCUCCAAAUGGCAGCGUUUGUGAUUUUAGCUAGAUAUCAACGUUUUGUAAAUGAUAUUCUGGUUUUAUUUACUUCCACGGCUUUACGAGUGAUGGUGCUAGAUGAACUUGGCUAUACUCUUGUUUGGUGACAUAGUUUAACUCUGGUUGCAUAACUAGGUAUAGGGAAAGAUGGAUCAAAGGUCAGAACUUCAUUUUCUUAAAAAAAAAAAAAAAUCUGUAGAUUGCCCUGUACUCGAGGCUACUGGUAUUGUGUAACUAGAGUUUCACAAUGCUGCUGUUUGCUACGGUUAUAUCUCUAGCGUAAUCUAUGUAAACUGCUACAAGAGCUCGCUAAAGCAGGACAUCUAAGUAUGCUUCUUCCUGACAUUUAGGUCACAUUUCAGUUUCCAACAUUUCUAAGGAGCCUUUCCAAAUUGUUAUUCCCUCUUACCUCUUUUUGUCAGUCAGUUUGUUAACCUCAUCCUGAACUCCACAUCCUCGUUCCUCUCAAAGAAACCAGAAUGCCAGAAAGAAUUUGACCCACCAACCGUACUUGAGAUGUCCGACGGAGAGAAACAAUACCCUGAUUGAACUCUUGAUUCGAUGCCUCAGACUCUGUCCCAUGGCACUACAUGGCGGUUGGUGGCUUGCUAAGCUACACAAGUGAUGUCAACGUAAUUGCUCAGUUAAAAAUUGGUUAAAAUAUUUGAUUAAUUGUAGAGCCCUUUGGUUUUAGUGUUUUAUAUAGGCAGCCCAAUUCUGAUAAUGUUCACUAAUUGGUAUUUGGAGCAGCUCUGAAAAAGAACAAUUGGCUUCCUGUAUAAACGCAGCCUUAAAAUUCUCUUGUCUAAGAUGAAGGGUGGUACAGUAGAAUGGGUGGUGGGAUGGGGUGAACCCAGACUUUAUUGCCAUGAUUCUUUACUUCUUGUCUUCUCAAAACAUAUUGGAGCAGAAGAUCAGACGGGAGGAACCUCUUCUUCUGCGCCAAUGUGUUUUGGGGAGACGAGGAAUCAAGUCAACAGUUUAGGUUCACCCAUAGGCUCAAGUGCCUAGUUCAAAGGAAUGUCCUGUAUCUCCAUUUCUCAUUGUUGCACAGAAGCCUGCAUGAGGGUCUGGCUCAAGCCACUGUCAUGACACAGCAAGGAUACAAUGCAAUAACCUACUAAAAUGUCUGUGCUGGGGGUAGUUUGUUUGAGCAUCAAAUGUAAUUUAUAUACAGACUUUAAGCUUGUUUAUUUGGGUACAUUUUUCUAACAGUUUUGUCUCUAAACCCAGCAUGACGUCCUCUUCUGUGGGCCUCAGUGGACUGGGUUUUUUAUUCGAAGCAAACAAUAAAAGUUUUCAUAUCUGUG